AAAAACUGAUAUCCAUUUUGCAUUAAAUUCUCUGUUGAUCUCUUUCUCUAUCCGAAAUUGAAACUAGUACAGAAAAUGUAACCGUAAACAUUGCCACUACAAUCCUCUAACCCUAAUUCUUCAAUGCAGUCCUUACCGUCGUCGUCAUCUUCCUCCUCGAAUUCGAAACCAAUAAUCGAUUCUGGAGAGCGAAACUGGUUGGAUCUUCCAUCAGAUGUCGUAUUAACCAUUUUCCGGAAACUUCACACGAUCGAUCUUCUCCAUCGCGCUCAUAACGUUUGCACCACAUGGCGCAAAAUCUCAAAGGAUCCUUUCCUCUAUCACACCAUCGACAUGCCCAACAUCGGUACUGACCUCAGCUCCGACUUUUAUUUAGAGAUUUUAUGCCAACGCGCCGUUGAUUACAGCUCCGGCCAAGCAACCGAUAUCAAUAUCGAGUAUUUUGGUACCGAUGAUCUUCUCCGUCAUAUCGCUGAUUCUGCAAAUCAUCUUCAACGCCUCCGUCUUUUAGGUUGCUACAAUGUGACAGAUGAAGGAUUGUGUGAAGUUGCUGGAAAGCUUUCUCACUUGGAGGAACUUGAUAUUACAAUCCACAGCUUAUCCAAUGAUCCUCUAGAAGCUAUUGGCCGAUGUUGUCCUCAGUUGAAAACCUUCAAAUUCAACAUUGAAGGUUUCAGACGUCCACGCAUGGAAUUUGAUGAUGAGGCAUUUUCUAUUGCAAAAACCAUGCCUGGGUUACGCCAUCUCAUGCUUGUUGGAAACAAGAUGAGUAAGGAUGGUUUGCGUGCUAUUCUUGAUGGUUGUCCUCACCUUGAAUCUCUUGACAUACGUCAGUGUUUCAAUCUUAGUUUGAGAGGAAGUUUGGGAAAGAGAUGCCGUGAACAGAUAAAAUAUUUACGACUUCCAUAUGACGCCACUGAUGACUAUCCAUUUCGAGUUGAACUUCAUUAUGGUUAUGGAUCACAUGAUGAAGAUGAAGAUGAAGAUGAAGACUACCCAUCGGGGAUCUCAGACAUAGACCUUUUAUCUGACAAUGAUUAUGACUAUGAUGAAUUCUUAGGUGGGAGUGAAUUUUCUGAAUAUGAUUACGAUGACGACUAUGAUUAUGAUGAUGACUUUUGACAAAUUUGAAACAUUUCAGCACAUAAAGAUGUUUGUGAACAUCUUAGUCACCACUCCUCGUUAUUUCUCUGCAACAUUGGGAUCAAAAGAAAGUUAGCUGGUAAUAAUUUGUUAUCUUUGGGAAACACAUUCACAUUUUGCAACUUGUGUUUACCUAAUAAAUGCAAGAAGCAGUUUUUCAAUUUCUUUGGCUUUUAUGUUUGAAAAUUUGUGGAUUAUAGUCUGAUUCUACUUCUUUUAUGUUACGUAAUGUAUAGUUGGCAAUUUUUCCUUGAUUUGAUUUAAAUUAAACAUAAUUUUUUUUGA
Messenger RNA from Medicago truncatula (barrel medic), 1428 nucleotides. Its product is annotated as F-box protein SKIP19. The record is from RefSeq and is a predicted model, not a curated record. Gene Ontology annotation, molecular function: protein binding. The transcript has 2 exons. Bases 124 to 1122 code for a protein of 332 amino acids. NCBI's taxonomy places the organism in Eukaryota, Viridiplantae, Streptophyta, Magnoliopsida, Fabales, Fabaceae.